Molecule: messenger RNA, 821 nt
Organism: Suillus paluster
Lineage: Eukaryota; Fungi; Basidiomycota; Agaricomycetes; Boletales; Suillaceae
Exons: 6
Coding region: 15-374 (119 amino acids)
Cellular component (GO): cytosol
Source: RefSeq, a predicted model, not a curated record
AUUUCACUUCGAUAAUGACGACCAACAUGCCAAACGAUCUUUAUGCUGUCGCAGAUUUCUGCCUCAUCCCGAUCGGAACAGGACAAUCUUCUGUCGCAGAAUAUAUUGCAGAGUGCCACAGAGUCCUGGAAAAACCAGGCCUAACAUUUAAGAUGCACGGAUAUGGUACUAAUCUUGAGGGGCCUUGGAGCGAAGUGUCUAAAGCCAUACAUGAUUGCCAUGCUGCAGUACACGCCAAAGGUGCCCCUCGAGUUGCCACCGACAUCCGCAUUGGUACACGCGUAGAUCGUGACACUCUCGCAGGUGAUGGCAACGACCACAAGGUGAGACGUGUAGAAGAGAUCCUAGCAAGAGACAGAGCAACUGCACGAUGAGUCCGUGUUGCUUGAUCAGUUUAUUUAGGCAGGUAAUCGUGUAUGAUUUGUUUUGGCUUCGGCUUCAUGCUUUCGCAUCAUCUGUACAACAUAGGCAUGGCGACAUUAUGUGACGUGAUUUCAUACUUGACGCGAUAGACAUAUAUCGCAACAGUGACCCUAUAGCGCGGUAAUCUGCAACUGAUCCUUCACGCACAGUGAGGACCAGCGUUCAUGUAGGACGACGAAAGUAUCCGCGUAGCCGUACGGAGUAUCUACUAAGUGGCGGGACAGCCAACGAAUAAAAGUAACAAAACCAUGCGAGCGUAAACAGGAAAGCAGAAAAGUUAGAUUGAUAGGCAGGAAAGUAAUGUGCUGGGACAUUGGCUUCGACCGGCAGCGUUUGGCAUGGCAUGCAGUCGAGAAUGACAAUGACAUAUGUUCGAGGAGGCAUGAACAGCCAGAACC